Messenger RNA from Bufo gargarizans (Asiatic toad), 3672 nucleotides. It is a transcript of the gene LRRFIP2, whose product is annotated as LRR binding FLII interacting protein 2. The record is from RefSeq and is a predicted model, not a curated record. NCBI's taxonomy places the organism in Eukaryota, Metazoa, Chordata, Amphibia, Anura, Bufonidae. The transcript is spliced from 29 exons. The coding region runs from base 173 to 2437 and encodes 754 amino acids. Gene Ontology annotation, biological process: regulation of DNA-templated transcription.
CACGACGCGACAGGCUGUGGUCGGCGUGUUGCGCAUGCGCAUGGGACGUCACCGGCCGGACGUUGAGCGAGAAACCUCUAGAGAGAGAAGACACCGGGGUGACUCCGGGUGUGUUGAGACUGGCAGCUGGAAAUUUGGCGCAAGGAAUUUGAACAUUUGACUUGGAUUAAAAAUGGGGACUCCUGGAUCUGGAAGGAAACGUACCCAAACUAAAGACAGAUUCUCUGCAGAAGAUGAAGCCCUGAGUCACAUUGCGAGAGAGGCAGAGGCAAGGCUGGCAGCAAAGAGGGCAGCGCGGGCAGAAGCAAGAGAUAUCCGCAUGAGAGAGCUGGAGCGACAACAGAAAGAGCUCAGCCAUCGCUAUGAUAGAAAAUGGGGCCAGAUUCAAAAAUGGAUGGAGGAUUCCGACCGGGCCAGGUACUCUCACCGGUCCAGUCAGCGUCCUUAUCUGAAUUCAUCCAUAGAUGUGAGUUGCCUAAACAAGGGCAGCACUUCCAGGAGGAAAGAUCUGGUGUCUGAUAUACUGAAGGAUAGAUCUUCGAAGUCAAGCAGACACGGCUCAUCUUAUGAUUUGACAAAGGAUUUAUCCAGGAGAAGUGUCCUCCCCAGUCAUUCCUACAACUCUUAUGGAAGCAAGAACAAAUCCUCUGUAUCCAGUAGAGACUUACUGAGUGGACUUUAUCAUGACCAGAGAAACUAUAGCAGCCUUAAGUAUACCAAGCCCACCUCCACCUACCACACACGGUCCUCUUCUCUGUACAGUGACCCUAUUGCCGUUUCUAGGAUUUCCAGGACUUCUCCAAAGCUAAGCACUAGUUUGGCUCGAAGUGCCAGCUCGACCUCCCUCUAUGAAGAUGGCGUUACUAACUCGUACGCUACCAGAACUCAGCCGUCUGAGUGUAGCUACCGUUCCUCUAGAGCCAGCUCGACAAGAAGCAGUCCUGUGGUGAGCGCUCCUGCUGCAUGGUCUACAGAUGAUGAGGGAUCCGUGUCCUCUUAUAGUGCUGGACGGGGACGCAGGGAUAGCGUGUUAUCAGACUUUUCUGACCAGAGCGAAUCUGCAGCGGAUUACUUUAGUCGCUCCAAUCGUAGGGGAAGUAUUGUGUCUGAUAUCAGCCUCCCAGAUCUCAAUAAUCAGGAUGAGAAAAGUGACAAGCAUUACUCUGAAGGUUAUUCCAGGCCAUCGUCUCGUAAUGCAACCACUGGACUUCCAGGAACGUUUACACCACUGAGCGGGUCGUCUUCUCGAAGAGGCAGUGGAGAUGCAAGUAGUUUAAUAGAUCCAGAUGCUUCUCUAAGUGAACUACGGGAUAUCUAUGAUCUUAAGGACCAGAUUCAAGAUGUAGAAGGGAGAUACAUGCAGGGGCUAAAAGAACUAAAGGACUCUUUAGCAGAAGUGGAAGAGAAAUAUAAGAAAGCUAUGGUAUCGAAUGCCCAGCUUGAUAAUGAAAAAGGCAAUCUUGUGUAUCAAGUGGACACAUUGAAGGAUGUCAUUGAGGAAAUGGAGGAACAGAUGGCAGAGUAUCAUAGAGAAAAUGAAGACAAGUCAAAGGAAUUGGAAAGACAGAAACAUGCGUGCAGCGUUCUCCAACACAAGUUAGAUGAACUGAAGGAAGGGAUUCGCCAAAGAGAUGAAUUUAUAGAGGAAAACCAGCGUUUGCAGCAGAAAGUAGACUCUCUAACCAGAGAGGUGUAUGAUCUGCAGGAAACGGUUAACUGGAAAGAUAAAAAGAUUGCGGCGCUAGAGAGACAAAAAGAGUACUUUGACUGCAUUAGAAAUGAGCGAGAUGAGCUGAGAGAUGAGCUGGCUGAUGUGAAAGGAAAGAUGAAGAUAGGAGAGAAACACGGUUUAGUUAUUAUUCCAGAUGGUACUCCUAAUGGUGAUAUCAACCACGAGCCAGUGGUUGGGCAAAUAACUGUUGUAUCCCAAGAAGCUGCACAAGUUUUGGAAUCUGCUGGAGAAGGUCCACUUGAUGUUAGGCUGCGGAAGCUGGCGGAUGAGAAGGAUGAGCUUGUAUCACAGAUAAGGAAAUUAAAGCUGCAGCUUGAUGAAGAGCGUCAUAAGAAUGUUAGAAACGAUACCUCGAAAGACUCCGCAGGACUGGAAAAUGGUUCUGAUCUACAGCUGAUUGAAAUGCAGAGGGAUGCCAAUAGACAAAUUAGUGAAUUCAAGUUCAAACUUUCAAAAGCGGAACAAGAUAUAACUACUCUAGAACAGAACGUUCUUAGGCUUGAAGGACAAGUGUUGAGAUAUAAAUCUGCAGCAGAAAAUGCAGAAAAGGUAGAAGAUGAACUUAAAGCAGAAAAGAGAAGACUUCAGAGAGAGCUUCGGACUACUCAGGACAAAAUGGAAGAGAUGGAGAUGACAAACAGCCACUUAGUGAAAAGGUUAGAGAAGAUGAAGGCCAACCGGAACGCACUUCUGUCUCAGCAGUAAAGAGGAUGACACACAACAACGUAAUGCACUGCUCCACAAAACAAUGCGCCUUCACUUGGUCUCCUACUAUAGACAUUCUUCUUCGCACUCUUGGUGCAUAUUCUGGCUGAGCCUGCCGGAUUCUUGACAGCAGAGUGACUUGUCAAUCUUUAAUUUAUGAGAGGAGUGAAGAACUAGUAUUAACCCAUUAAUACGCCUUCAUGAUUUCUCCUUUUCAGCUCGCUGAUUUGGGUAGAUUUCUGAUUUGAGGCGCAACACGCUGGAUUCCUUGUUUUUCAUAGGAUAUUAUUUUCCCUCACAUUGUUAUAAUCAACUUUACUCACACUCAUUUCUUUUUGUGGUUUGCUGCUUACCUCUGCUGGUGAACUGAAACUACUGCAUGAAGAGGAAUAUCUGCCAUGAAUAAUGCCUAUUCAAUACUGUACUGAUGCUGAACAGAUUGCGCCAGGCCCCUUCCCUGCAUAAAGUAGUCAUGGAUUCAUGGACAUGCAUUAUACUUGCCAAACGUGUAUAUCAAAGAGGAAAUCUCACAUGGAGAGCCUUCUGCUGAGCAAGUGCCCAGACCAGUUAUUAUGUGUCUAAUGUUGUCACAUAUCGAACUAGAGAUCAGCAGGGAAGGGGUUAAAAACGCCAAGUGCCUUCCUCACUGUAAUUUCAGCUAAUUGCUGUUCAAAGCUAUCCAUUGGAAUUAUGCUAACACUCGUUGUUGGGAACCUUACAGUUUGGGGGGGGGGGGGGGGGGGAAGAGAAUGUGCAUUCAUUAAACUUUAUACAUUUUGAACAAAAAAUACUUUUUGUAAAAAAUAUUUUAAUUUGUAUACAAAUUGUAUAACACCAGACAGGGACUGUAUAUUCUUUUAUUGCAUGGGUGAUGGCAUAACUGGUAAUAGUAUUUUAAUGAGAUGAUUUGGCUAACAUUACAAAUCGGACCCAUUCAGUAUGUCAGAUGGAUUUUGAUGUACAAUGUAAAAUUUAUAAUCUGUUGCUCGAGUGAAGCUAAUAGACUAAGCAAAUUGCCGGGGACCUAUUAAAUGGAGACUUUAAUGGUCGUGUCAUUGUUAAAGUUUCUAAUUUCAUAUUUAUUUAGGAUUAUCUUACCAACAAUUUCUUUGCAGACCAGAAAAAAAUGUUAAAGCAUGAGAAAAGGGCUAAUUUAUACCUACAAUUUUAUUUUCAAAGAAAGUUUAUUGCAAAAAAAAAUGUACCCAAUUAAACUGCUCACUUCAAACAGGUAA